UUUGUUGUCGUCCUCGUCGUUACUGUUCUUCUUCUGCUGCUAUUCCUUCGUUUUCGUUGUGUUCUUCAUCAUGCUUCCUUGCUCCGCACUCAAGAUGAAAGAAUGAGACAGCUCUGGGAGAUCAUAUCACACUCUGUUUAAGUUACUUCUAUUGUAUCCUAAUUUAUCUAUCAGCUUAUGUGAACUGGUAGGUCUGUCAUCCAUAAGGGGACUGAAUCCUCUUGGAUAUUAUGCAUGUCUGGCUCUGUGGCCUUCGCUGAUAAUGCAACAAGGGAACUUUCUUGGGCAGAACGAACAAGAUCUCUUGAUGCUAUUUCAUUUAUUGACAAAGAACGACCAGUUGUAGUAGCUAAUGGGGAAGCUGCUCAUGCAUCUUGUGAAUCCUCUGGAUUUAGAGUUGGUGAGCUGUUACUUCCUAAUGGAGAAUCGUAUUCUGGGUCAUUACUUGGUAACAUGCCAGAAGGUUCUGGGAAGUACGUAUGGUCAGAUGGUUGUGUAUAUGAAGGUGAGUGGAGAAGGGGGAUGAGGAAUGGGAGUGGGAAAAUUCAAUGGCCUUCUGGAGCCGUUUAUGAGGGUGAAUUUUAUGGUGGCUAUAUUCAAGGUACAGGGACAUAUAUUGGACCUGAUAAAGUAGUCUACAAAGGACGCUGGCGGUUGAAUCUCAAACAUGGGUUGGGGUGCCAAACUUAUCCCAAUGGAGAUCUUUUUGAAGGAUCCUGGAUUCAAGGAGUUAUUGAAGGGCCUGGUAAGUAUACCUGGGCUAAUGGAAAUGUUUACUUGGGCAACAUGAAAGGAGGAAAAAUGUCUGGAAAAGGAACUCUUACAUGGACAAAUGAGGACUCAUUCGAAGGAAGCUGGUUGGAUGGAAUGAUGCAUGGAUUUGGAGUUUAUACCUGGAAUGAUGGUGGCUGCUAUGUAGGAACUUGGACCAGGGGUUUAAAGGAUGGCAAAGGAGCUUUUUAUCCGAGAGGCAGCAAGUUCCCAGCUGUGCAAGAGCUUUAUCUCAGUGCUCUAAGAAAGCGAGGGCUGUUGCCAGAUCUCAGAAAGCAGAACAAUGGUUCACACAUCCGUCAUGCUUCUUCAGUGGAUAUUGGGGAUAUUAAAGUUGGUGAGAACCAAGUUUCACAUCGAGGUUCAUCUGAUAGGCUUCCCAAAGGCAACCUACUAAAUUUGGAUCAAUCUCGAUCUAGGAAUGUUGCUUUGGAAAGACGCUGGAGUCUUGAGGUAUCUAUUGAGAAAGUAAUUGGACAUGAUUUGUCAUUGAGUUCAGGAGAAUCUGGUUUAGAAGGUGACGAAAAGGAGACCUACACAAAUCCUCCAAUACUGGAACGAGAAUAUAUGCAAGGUGUUCUGAUUAGUGAAGUUGUACUAAACAAUAGUUUUUCGUCAUCAUCCAAAAGAGCAAGAAGGCGACAAAAGAAACUUGCAAAGGAGGUGAAAAAGCCUGGUGAAGCGAUUAUCAAGGGUCAUAGAAGUUAUGACUUAAUGCUCAACUUGCAGCUUGGAAUCAGGUACACUGUUGGGAAAAUAACACCAAUACAAAGACGAGAAGUUCGGGCAUCAGACUUUGGAUCCCGAGCAAGCUUUUGGAUGAAUUUCCCCAGAGAAGGAUCACAAUUGACACCCCCUCACCAAUCAGAAGAUUUUAAGUGGAAGGACUACUGUCCGAUGGUUUUUAGAAACCUUAGGGAGAUGUUCAAGAUUGAUGCUGCAGACUAUAUGAUGUCCAUUUGUGGGAAUGAUGCUCUUAGAGAGCUCUCAUCUCCUGGGAAAAGUGGUAGUGUAUUUUUUCUGUCUCAGGAUGACCGGUUCAUGAUUAAGACCCUUCGAAAAUCUGAAGUGAAGGUUCUUCUACGGAUGCUUUCAGACUAUCACCGUCAUGUUCGUACAUAUGAAAAUACCCUCAUCACCAAAUUUUUUGGUCUUCACAGGAUUAAACCUUCAAGUGGCCAAAAGUUUCGUUUUGUGGUAAUGGGCAACAUGUUCUGCACAGAAUUGAGGAUUCAUCGAAGAUUUGAUUUGAAAGGUUCCUCCCUUGGCCGUUCAUCCGAGAACGUUGAAAUUGAUGAGAAUACAACGCUUAAAGAUUUGGAUCUAAACUACUGCUUUUAUUUGGAGCCUUCUUGGCGGGACGAUCUAUUGAAGCAGAUUGAGAUUGAUUGUAAAUUUCUGGAAAUACAACAUAUAAUGGAUUACAGCCUUUUGCUUGGUGUUCAUUAUCGAGCUCCACAACAUUUGCGUUCUGUCAUAUCUUCUCAUCAAAAUUUGUCAACAGAUGGAUUGGGAAUUCUUGCAGAAGAAGACACUCAAGAAGAAGAAAUAUCCAACUACCCACAAAGCCUUGUUUUGGUGCCACGUGGAAGUGAUGAUAGUAGUAUUAUUGUUGGCCCUCACAUUAGAGGUAGACGAUUAAGGGCAUCAGCUGCUGGUGAUGAGGAAGUAGAUCUUCUACUUCCAGGUACAGCAAGGCUGCAGAUCCAGCUCGGAGUGAACAUGCCUGCAAGAGCAGAGCGUAUUGCAGAGGAAGAUAAAACACAGUUGUUUCAUGAGGUAUAUGACGUCGUCUUGUACAUGGGUAUUAUUGACAUUUUGCAGGAUUACAACAUGGGUAAGAAGAUUGAACAUGCAUACAAAUCCAUCCAGUUCGAUUCCUUGUCCAUCUCUGCUGUCGACCCAAUGUUCUACUCACAGCGCUUCUUGAAAUUCAUUCAAAAGGUUUUCCCUCCUAAUUCUCCGUGAGUAGUUCUUUCACACGAUAUGUUCUCCAAUGCAUGCUUAGUUAGGCCUUCCGAUCUUUCAAGCAGGGGCUUGGAAAUGCUGUAGCAUAAUUUUGUGAAGGUUGUUAUAUUUUCUGUUGCCUGUACUGCAAUGUAAAGUUAAAAUGAGCUGGUAUGUUUCCAA
Molecule: messenger RNA, 2901 nt
Organism: Telopea speciosissima
Lineage: Eukaryota; Viridiplantae; Streptophyta; Magnoliopsida; Proteales; Proteaceae
Product: phosphatidylinositol 4-phosphate 5-kinase 9-like
Exons: 9
Coding region: 235-2739 (834 amino acids)
Biological process (GO): phosphatidylinositol metabolic process
Molecular function (GO): 1-phosphatidylinositol-4-phosphate 5-kinase activity; ATP binding
Source: RefSeq, a predicted model, not a curated record